Molecule: messenger RNA, 291 nt
Organism: Geosmithia morbida
Lineage: Eukaryota; Fungi; Ascomycota; Sordariomycetes; Hypocreales; Bionectriaceae
Product: BolA-like protein
Exons: 2
Coding region: 1-291 (96 amino acids)
Biological process (GO): intracellular iron ion homeostasis
Cellular component (GO): cytosol; nucleus
Molecular function (GO): 2 iron, 2 sulfur cluster binding
Source: RefSeq, a predicted model, not a curated record
AUGGCCGGUAUGACAGACGCAAGUCUCCGUGAGACUAUAAUCCAGCGUCUUGAGGCGUCGCACGUCGAAGUCACCGACAUGUCUGGCGGCUGCGGUCAAGCGUUCACGACACUCAUCGUUUCCCCCCGAUUCCAGGGUCUCACGUCCCUCAAGCGACACCGUCUAGUCAACGCCGCCCUCAAGGAGGAGAUUGCCAGCAUCCACGCCUGGACCGCAAAAUGCAAGACCCCCCAGGAGUAUGAGCGCGACGUGAUUGCUUCUACCGAUCAGACAAUGGGUGGUACGGCCUAA